AUGAAUCCAUAUAUUUUAUCUGUACUUCUAAUAGGACUUGGGUUAGGGACCACAGUAACAUUCGCCAGCUCCCACUGGCUGCUAGCAUGGAUAGGACUUGAAAUGAAUACUCUGGCCAUCCUCCCGCUAAUAGCUCAGCACCACCACCCCCGAGCUGUUGAAGCUGCUACCAAGUACUUUCUAAUUCAAUCCGCAGCAGCCGCUACAAUCUUAUUUGCUGGUGUAACCAAUGCUUGAUUGUCCGGACAAUGAGAAAUCCAACAAAUCUCCCACCCUAUCCCCACCACCCUUAUAAUUAUUGCCCUGUUCCUUAAAAUUGGUUUGACCCCUCUUCAUGCUUGAUUGCCUGAGGUUAUUCAAGGUUUAGACCUAACCACAGGUUUAAUUCUAUCCACCUGACAAAAGUUAGCGCCAUUUGCCCUGCUUGUCCAAGUAUUACCUGAUAUACCUACUCUAUUAGUUGGUUUGGGCUCUCUCUCGGUUGCAAUUGGGGGAUGAGGCGGAUUAAACCAAACUCAACUACGAAAAGUCCUUGCAUACUCCUCAAUCGCUCACCUGGGUUGAAUAGUAAUUGUUUUACAAUACUCAACCCUCUUAACGGUCUUAGCCCUCACUAUAUACAUCACUAUAACUACUUCUGUGUUCCUGAUCUUUAAAUUGCUAAAAUCAACGAACAUAAAUACAUUAGCUUCAUCAUGAUCGAAAGCCCCAGUUCUUACAGCCUUCACCCCCCUGAUCCUCCUAUCCUUAGGAGGGCUUCCACCAUUAUCAGGUUUUAUACCAAAGUGAUUAAUUAUCCAGGAGUUAACUAAACAAGAAUUAGGGCUAGUUGCGACAUUAACAGCUUUAAUAGCCUUAUUAAGCCUAUUUUUUUACUUACGCAUCUGUUAUUCCCUUUCACUUACGUCAUCACCGAACAAUUUACUAGGUUUAUUACCUUGACGAAUGAACACAAAGCAAGUUACUCUUCUCAUAACUACCUCAAUGUCUCUAUCUAUACUUCUUUUACCAGUAUCACCUGCUAUCUUUUCCCUAGUUAGUGCUUUGUAG
Messenger RNA from Oryzias melastigma (Indian medaka), 1050 nucleotides. Lineage: Eukaryota; Metazoa; Chordata; Actinopteri; Beloniformes; Adrianichthyidae. The record is from the annotation of a RefSeq genome assembly.